AUGGGCGAAUUCAAUGUAGAGCGAGUCUUAGUGGAUACCGGCAGCACGGUCAAUAUCCUGUUCUGGCAAACAUUGGAAAAAAUGGGUGUCACACUGGAACAAAUUAAACUAGAAGCUAGAACGCUGACGGGAUACGACGGCGUAGCCAAAGCAUCAAUGGGCGACGUGAAGCUGCAAGUCCAAGCUGGAGGUGUAACGCGCAAAUCCAAGUUCGUAGUCAUAGACGCCCCACCAAUCUACAACGCCAUCUUAGGUUCACCCUGGAUCUACUCGAUGCAGGCAGUCCCUUCUACCUAUCAUCUUUGCGUUAAGUUCCCAGCUGCUACGGGAAUUUAUACGUGA
Camelina sativa (false flax) is the source of this 342-nucleotide messenger RNA. The record is from RefSeq and is a predicted model, not a curated record. NCBI's taxonomy places the organism in Eukaryota, Viridiplantae, Streptophyta, Magnoliopsida, Brassicales, Brassicaceae.